ACAUCAGUAUUUUAUGCAUGUUUUAGUCAACACAUCCGAGCCACAGCUUGGAUACGAGGUGUCGGUGACGUGCUACGAGAGUCGUGGCGGGGAUCACGGGGCUCUCCGGAUAAACAUGCGGGUGGCCCAUUGCCCGCGGUGAACAUAUUGAUACGAUCGGGACUCGAUUAUAUCGGAGUGACUGAGGAGAAAGCGUGGGUGGCAAGCUGAUGAGAAGAACCUGUUGGAAGAUAAAUUUGGACUUGCCUGAAGUGCCGGAUCUGGAGAAGACUGAAUUGGCAAACUGUCACAUACCAUACAAACGGCACCAUUGCUAUAUUUGAGCUAUAUCUACAUCGUGAUUUUCAUUGUGCCGUGAUCUGCUCCGCCGUCCUCAGCUCCAUUGGUCUGCUUACCUGGCCCCUUUAGAACAACCCCUUAGCCAUAACGCAAUGUCGGUCUCUUCCAUCAAGCGAAAUCUUCCCUACGUUAUGCAGCAGGCUACUGCGGCCGUUGCAAACACUGGCCUCUUUGUGAAAUUUGUCAUUGCAGUAACUCUGGUUGGAUACUGCUUGUCCUUUUCUGACACACUUAUUGAUGUCCUGAGUGUGACACCAGGAUACCUGCUUCCACCAAGAUUCUGGCUCUGGACUGCAUUCACUCACUGCUUCCUCGAAGUUCAUUUGUGGGAAGUUUGUAUUGACAUUGUCACAAUUGUGUUGUGUGGAAAGCUACUGGAACCAUUGUGGGGUGGGAAUGAGAUGCUUCUUUUCUUCCUGGUGGUCAAUGUUCUGGUAGCAGUCUUGUCUGGCUUCUUCUAUCUUUUCCUAUAUAUGUGCACCUUCAAUACAGACCUCCUGUUCCAUGUGCACAUUCAUGGACUGGCUGGCUACAUUGCUGGCUGCUCUGUAGCUGUGAAGCAGAUCAUGCCAGAUCAUGUUGUUAUAAGGGCACCCAUCAAAAUCACAAACAGAAAUGUGCCUUUGAUCCUGGUCCUGUUCUCCAUCCUGUUGUACAUCAUAGGAGCUGUAGAGGGGAGCUAUGCAACUAUGUUCACCCUUGGAUUUGUUAUUAGCUGGACCUACCUUCGGUUUUAUCAGCCCCACUCAAAUGGAACUAAAGGAGACAUGGCAGAAGGGUUUGCAUUUGCCAAGUUCUUCCCCAAUGUGCUUCAGCCGCUCAUCUCGGUUGUUUGCAACGCGAUCCACUCGUGCCUGGUGAAGGUGCGUGUGUGCCGCCGCCCGGUGAAGAAGUACGACGUGGGCGCGCCCUCCUCCAUCACCAUCAGUCUGCCAGGCGUCGAGCCGCAGGAUGCUGAGAGGCGCAGGCAAAUCGCGCUGAAGGCUCUGAGCGAGCGACUGCAGCGAGUGGACUCGCCCACCUCCUGGCCGAGCAUGGAGGACGAUCCGAAGUCCCCUCCAGCCACACACAGCCCGCUGCCGCCGGCGGUGGCGGCGAGUGCGAGCCCGCCGGCUGCGGCGCCAGAGCCGGCAGCGCCGCUGGCUGAGCCGGCCGAGCCGGCCUCCCAGCCGGCCUCCCAGCCGGCGCAGCCCGACCCCACCGUUCGGGUGGUCUGAGCCGGACAGAUGGCGGCUGUGUUACGAACGGACACCGGGCCGAAGGUGACUGCUGGCCGCUCCGGCCGCCGGCCGUCGGCGGCCCUCUGGACGUCGCUGGUGUGGUGGCCGUCUGUGGUUGUUGCGUGACGUAUGAUAUGUGAGUGCGGUGUAAGCCAUGUAGCACAACUACACAACCGCUCGCGCGCGCACAUCACCGGGCAUGCGCAAAUGUUGCGAUCCGUGCAUGCAUUCUAGCAUAUAGUGGUCGCGCACGCCCGCGAAAUUCGUGCAAGUGAUCCGCAGCUGAUGGGAACAAGAGAUCGUUGGACUUCUAGCAUGCCGAAGGCAAGUGGUCAGUGUUUGAGCCAGGAGGUACGCACGCUUGUGUUGGAUGGAUGCAGUGCGAUGAGUGAUGAAGCUGAGAUCGCCCGACACGCCGGGACUGGUUGAAGCUGGCUGCUUUCCAGAAUGGGAUGGCUGUGUUGAGACGUUAUAGAUGCCUUGCUAUAUAUAUAUAUAUAUAUAUAUAUAUAUAUAUAUAUAUAUAUAUAUAUAUAUAUAUAUGCACACUAAAUGAUGUACUGUUUGGCCUAUUGAGUAGUCCCUGUGCUCUUGGUGGUAGGGAUAUUUUUGUGUGGUGUUAGCGAGUGAUUCAAUUAUCUAACUCGCGGUGGUGUUUGCGUGGAAUGGCUUAUAUUUAUAAAUGGCUUGGGCGUUUUGAUUCGUUGGUUUACUUACGCUUGCUUUCACGGAUUACUUUAAUCGAUCACACCUUUUUCUAAAAGCAUUGCCCUGUAAUCCGAUUGUUUGGAAAGCUGACGUUCAUACUACUUUUGCUGGCGUGUUAUUUGCUUGUAGGUUGAUGCAAAAAUACUAAUUCUCUUAAAUUGAAGUGGUUGAAAAUGCUGUAGCAACGCUUAUGUCAAUUUGCAUGUCAAAGCGCGGCUAGAAUUAUCGUGGCUCAAGAAAUAGCCUCUUAAAUACGAAAUGUAACAUUGCUAAAACCAACACAUCUCUGAACGUCAAUAUGCAACUGCUUACUGUAGUCAUACAAAUGUGAUGCUGCUCUUUGCUGGUCGUCGCCGUGCUUUCAGUGCCGGAGCUUGGCACAGUGGUUUGCGGCCUUGGCUAGUUUGCGCAUCGUCCCUUCUUGCGUUGGUGCGCGCUGUAAGGCUGCGCUGUAUUCUCGGCCAUCGAACGUUGGAAUAUUGUAGUACCGCGUGAAGCUGUUUCGCUACGCUUUCGGAACAUGCUAAUUUUCUCUAUGAUGUGUAGAGAAUACACGGAGUCAUUCCACGACCAAGCGCA
Messenger RNA from Pollicipes pollicipes, 2846 nucleotides. Its product is annotated as transmembrane protein 115. Bases 432 to 1556 code for a protein of 374 amino acids. The transcript is spliced from 3 exons. NCBI's taxonomy places the organism in Eukaryota, Metazoa, Arthropoda, Thecostraca, Pollicipedomorpha, Pollicipedidae. Gene Ontology annotation, biological process: retrograde vesicle-mediated transport, Golgi to endoplasmic reticulum. The record is from RefSeq and is a predicted model, not a curated record. Gene Ontology annotation, cellular component: Golgi apparatus; membrane.